Molecule: messenger RNA, 2256 nt
Organism: Kluyveromyces lactis
Lineage: Eukaryota; Fungi; Ascomycota; Saccharomycetes; Saccharomycetales; Saccharomycetaceae
Exons: 1
Coding region: 1-2256 (751 amino acids)
Molecular function (GO): GTPase binding
Source: RefSeq, a predicted model, not a curated record
AUGGAUAUUGAUGACCCGUGGAGAAGUGUCGGGUCAAGCACUCUUAACCAUGGAGUGGCAGGUUUGAAUAUAUUGAAUGGCAGCACAGACGAUCAAUUGGAUAAACUUAAGCAAAGUCUACGAAACUCUAUCGAUGACUCUAAAUGGGGACAUGUUUAUAAAUUACUGGAAGAUAUCGACUCCAGUGAGAUGGAAUUUCAAUCUGCAGUUGAAAGUCUAAAUGUUAAUGAUAAACGUCUAACUGGUGUUCCUGUAAUAACGUAUUGUAUUGCGUAUGACAGACUACCGUUCUUAGAGACGUUACUAAGUAACAGGGAAAGUUAUAAGAAGGGAUUGGAUUUAAACCUUACUGAUGAUUUAAACCAUUGGACGCCCAUCAUGUGGUGUUGUUAUUUGAAUCGAUAUGCGUGUUUAACGGAAUUGAUGAGAUUUUCUGAUAAGUUAGACAUGUUCUAUACAACCAGCACUGGACAAUCGGUGCAAUCAUUAUUGGUACCGGGAACCGCUAUUUAUUCAUUCAUGGAUAUACAUCAGGUGUUCAAUGGUAAACCAAAAGAUUUGCCUGAUUUGUAUAAAGCACCACCAGAAAUGAAUACUGCAAUUGAUCCGACCAUUGAUGAGUUGAAUUUACGGACUGUGGAUAUGAGAUUGCAUGAUGACAUAGAUGAUAAUACUGCAUAUUUCGAACCUGAAAGUCGUUCGGCUAUACUUGAUGUUAAACCUGAUAUUCCUCCAGAUUCCGAGUUUAAUUACAAGCAUCUUGAACCUAGGCAAUACAUCUCUUUUACUAGUUUGGAUAUCGAAAGUUUAUCUUCAUUGGUUGCAAAACUUCCAAACAAAUACCCUCAUAAACCCAACAUUGCGGCCGCAGUUACUUUCCAAUGCAUCAGAUACGCUCAUCACAAAAGGCAUAAUAGAACCAUGAUUGAAUCUAUCCAUAACUCAUGUCUUCAAAAGUUAUUAGCGGCAGAUCCGAACCAGGACAUCCUAAAGCAAUCUUAUACGUUGGGAUAUCUCAACCUAUUGUAUUAUUACAUGUAUCGUGACGAAAUGGUCUUCCCUGCAUACCCCCAUUUAUUACAGGAUAUUAUAGACUCCAUUCUACUGUUAAUAAAAAAUCUAUCGGCAUCCAUCAAUUCAAGACUAGAACCAUUAUUACAUCCUGGAAUCCUUGAAUAUACAACGAUCUCUGAUGUUAAGGAAACGUUGUACAAAAAUGACUGGAACUUUUUCAAGAAGCGGAAGCUCAAGCGUAUGAAACAUGAUUCAUAUGACGACAUUCUUCAGCUUUUGUAUCCUCCCUCAGUAAAGGAACAAAUGAAACCUUCUCCUCUUAAAAUCGUUCAGAUUUUUGGUGCCUUGACAUAUGUUUUCGACUUGCAUGACAUUCAUCCAGUUCUUUUGCAACAGUGCUUGUCUAUAUCAUCUAAGUGGUUGGCUAAUACAAUUUUCAACGAGAUUAUACAAUCUAAGCAACUCUCUUCAAGAGCACACGCGAUGCAAAUAAGAUUGAAUCUCUCGAUCUUACAAGAUUGGGUGAAAAACCAUAACUUUUCUGUCCAGAAGCCCGAUCUAAUGGAUGACUUCAUGUGGCAAAGGUUCCCACUGACUAUAGUUCAAGAUGUUGGAUCCAUUGAUCUGAAGAAGCCUUCUCAACCUCUUGAAAACGUUUAUUUCUAUAAACCGAUCAAAAAGGAACCUUGUACGGACGAAUCAAACUCAUUAUUCUUUUACCAAUCUUUUGCACAUAUCUGGCAAUUUCAUUUGGAACCAGUUUAUCAACUAUUACAAUGGUUACAAGUUGCCACUUCCUUGGAUCCGAAUGAAGAUGUUCUGAAUGGUACUAUUGAUAGGUUAAGCCGAUUAAACGUUACACAGUUGUAUAAAUCGUUGGAUCGUUACAGAUAUGAACUCAAUGAAGGAAAAACCAGCAUGAAGAAACUUUUGAAGCAAAAGGUGAAAGCUAUCAAAGAUCAACAACCCGUUUUACUUGACAUCGAAUUUUCUGUUAAGCUAACUCUACCUACCCUUCAAGAGCUAUACUUUUUAUAUGAUGAAUGCGAGUCCAGUUAUAGAUUUUUGCCGAUUUUACCAAUUGCGAUACAAGAUGAAAUAGACGAAAUUCAUGACCAGAUCAAAAUUGAUAAUCAGUUUGAGGUGUCAUCUAAUGCCUUUGAAGACAUGGACGAACCAAAACCCGCUGCACAUGCAGUUUGGACCUCUAAUGAAAUGAAACUUACAGAAAAUCCUUGGUGA